Messenger RNA from Penicillium salamii, 1857 nucleotides. Lineage: Eukaryota; Fungi; Ascomycota; Eurotiomycetes; Eurotiales; Aspergillaceae. The record is from the annotation of a GenBank genome assembly.
AUGGGCAUUCUCGACGCUCUCCGAGGCCGUCAGAGUACCGAUCAGAUCACAAACGGGGGAGCGAAUAAGGACGACCACCAAAAUGAAAAAUCCGUCACAGCUGCCGAGGGCCAACCGCCCUCGUAUGACCACGAAACACCCCCGACCUCUUCGGAUGGGUCGCACCAGGGCGACAUGUUCGACGAUGCGAAGGAAUUAGCGCACAACCCCGACGCAGUCACCUCGGACGCAGAGUUGGGUCAGCAAAAGGCCGAAGCAGCAGCUCUAGUGUGGGGUCGACCCGCCUUGGUGGGAAUUUAUGCAUGGAUCUGGGUCUGUACCUUCAUGCUGGCUUUCCACUCAACGAUUAGCGGCGUUUUGAUCAACUAUAUUCAGGGAGGAUUCGGGGCCGCACCCCAGGUCUCCACUUCCUAUAUCCUGGCGAAUAUCGUGGGUGGGGUCAUGAAACUCCCCCUGGGUAAGACGCUGAAUUUGUGGGGUCGUGCAGAGGGUACUAUCGUCUCUGUCUCGGUGUACCUGCUCGGCAUGGUUGUGCUAGCCUCUUGCAAUGGCCCCAGCGGGUAUGCCGCGGGCUAUACCUUAUAUUGGAUUGGAUACUACUGCUUAUACCUGAUCUUGAAUGUGUUCGUUGCCGAUACGUCCGGUCUCAGGAACCGAGCGUUCGCUUUUGGAUUUAUGCAGACUCCUUUUAUUUGCACGGCCUUCACGGGCUCUUUGGCUGCCAACUCCAUCUACACCAAGUAUGGUUGGCGUUGGGGCUACGGCAUCUUUUGCAUUGUGACCCCGUUCGUUUUCUUGCCUCUCGCCAUGGUGUUCAAAUAUUAUGAAAAGAAAGCCAUCAAGCAAGGUGUUUUCCGCAAGCAACCGAGUGGUCGCACUACGAUGCAGUCGAUCGUCCAUUACCUUCAUGAGUUCGAUGUUGUGGGUGCCUUAUUCCUUAUGGCUGCCUGGGUUCUAUUCCUAUUGCCGUUCAGUCUGGCGCAGAAUGGCCGUGCCGCAUAUAAAAGCGCAAGCUUCAUUGCCCCCCUCGUGGUCGGUGUCUUGAUGUUCUUUGUGUUCGCCGCAUGGGAGAAAUGGUGCGCACGAACUCAUUUCAUUCGAUAUGAACUGAUCAAGCGUCCCACUAUUCUUGGUGCUUGUAUAUUGUCUGCUACUCUUUUCUUCAGUUUCGAGUUGUGGGACCAAUAUUUCUACAACUUUAUCAUCAUCACUUACGACAUUGGCACGGUCUAUGCCGGAUAUAUGAUCCAGAUUUACAACGUCGGCUCCUGCUUCUUCUCUCCGGUUAUUGGAGCUAUCAUCUGGUCUACUGCGCGUUUCAAGUAUAUUUGCUUGUUCUUCGGGGCUCCCUUGAUGAUCCUCGGCUCCGGAUUGAUGAUCUACUUCCGUGGCUCCGACCAUGGCAUCGGCUAUAUUGUGAUGUGUCAGAUCUUCAUUGCCUUCGCCGGCGGCACCUUGGUUAUCGGCGAGGACAUGGCAGUCAUGGCAGCCGGUGGUCGCGAGGGCACUCCGAUGAUGCUGGCCCUCAUCGGACUAUUCUCGAAUAUGGGCGGAGCCAUUGGUUUGGCUGUCGGUGCAGCCAUCUACAACAACGUCUUCGUCGAUACCCUCGCCGAGCAACUUCCACCUGAUCUGAAGUCCAACGCCACCCAGAUCUACCUUGAUGGCAUCAAUGUACAGUUGACAUAUCCCUUCGGCACACCCCUUCGUGACGCUGUUGCCUACACUUGGGGCUAUGCCCAGCGCAUGAACUGCAUUGCCUCUACCGCUAUCUUGGCCUUGACCAUUCCAUGCAUCAUGGCCUGGAAGAACUACAAUGUCAACCAGAAGCAGAACAAGGGUCGUAUGAUUAUCUAG